Beta vulgaris subsp. vulgaris (sugar beet) is the source of this 603-nucleotide messenger RNA. RefSeq lists its product as uncharacterized. The transcript has a single exon. The coding region runs from base 1 to 603 and encodes 200 amino acids. The record is from RefSeq and is a predicted model, not a curated record. NCBI's taxonomy places the organism in Eukaryota, Viridiplantae, Streptophyta, Magnoliopsida, Caryophyllales, Amaranthaceae.
AUGUCUCCUUUUCACUUUGCAAUUGGUAUGGAGUAUUUAUCUAGAUCAUUGGGGAGUCUCAAGCAAAUUCCUAACUUCAAUUUCCAUCCUAGAUGUGAAAGGCUUGGAAGUACUCACCUUAUGUUUGCUGAUGAUCUUCUUAUGUUUGCUACAGCUGACUCAAGUUCAGUGCACUUGCACUUUGAUGCCUUCAAUAAAUUCUCCAGUACUUUAGGGCUUGAAGGUAACCUGGAUAAGAGUAAUGUGUACAUAACUGGUGUUAAUGAUGAUGACAAAGCCUCUCUGCAGCAGAUUAUGAAUAUACCCUUUGGUACCUUUGCAUUUAGGUAUCUUGGAGUUCCCUUUACCACUGGUAAGCUCUAUUAUGCUGAAUUUAAGACACUCAUUGACAAAGCAGUUAGCAAGAUCCAAUCAUGGGUUGUAAAGAAGUUGGGCUAUGCUGCCAGGCUGCAACUUAUACAAUCAAUGCUGCAUGGAUUCCAACUUUAUUGGUGUCAGAUCUUUGUUCUUCCAAAGAAGGUGAUCAAAGAGGUUCAAAGUCUUUGUAGAAGCUUUAUGUGGACUUCUCUUGACACUAAUUCUAAAAAGGCUCCUGUGGCGUAG